ACAUCUCCGGAUCGAAACAAACCCCUUCGAACCCAAUCCAGUGUCAACAAGGUAGUCCUGCGUGUCUGUCAUAAUCUACACACGAAAUCAAACAGAAUAAAUCAAUUUCAAGAUGGUCAAGACAACUCUUUUCAUCGCAGCGGCAACCGUUGCCGCUGUUGGCGCCUUCUCCCCCAACAUGCCUCAGACCGUAAGUUUCACGAGGUCGAGGACAGGCAUCGAUAAGCACCAUACAAGCGCUUUGGAAUAAUUGAUAUCAGCGAAGACGUUUGACUUAGGAAGGUUUCAUUGGAAUGGGAAUCUGAGGGAGGACUAAAUUGACGCUUGGUCGAGUCAUAGCCUCCGAAGUAUUGUAUUUUUGCUGAUGGGGAAAUAAACGUAAGACGCCCUUGUAACUCACUUCACUCUCUUCGCAACUUCUGCUUCCUUCGACACCACAACAACGAAAAUUAUGCUUCACUUCUACAAUGACGCAAUAGGAGUCCCCCGCCACGGCCCGUCGUGACUUUUUCAAGGACACCGCCGCCGUUGUUGCCGGAGCCGCCCUCGUCUCCAUGCCUCAGGUUGCGUCCGCCGCUGUAGAGGUCCCCGAACAGAUCACCCAGUACUCGUUCCCCGAAAACUGGGGCCUCACCCUCAAGUAUGAAGAGGAUGCCGCUAAGGUCCGUGAUCACAUGUACACUGCCACGACACUGGGAAAGGGUGCCGAUCGCAUGGAAGAAUACGGAAAGAACAUGAAGAAGGAAAUGAUUGAUUUCGUCUCCUACUACCGUCGAUUCCCCAAGAUUGCCGGAAAGCCUUCUUUCUCAACUCUUUACACUUCCAUCAAUGUCUUGGCCGGACACUACACCUCCUACGGAUACAAGUACCCUCUUCCAGAGAAGAGACGCAAGCGAUUGUACCAGGAGUACAGUGAAAUUGCCAAGUCCCUCAAGCGCGGCCGAUAAACUAGCACCACCUUUCCUGUCGUUAAAAUAUCAUCUCUAAAUACAGCAUCUUUUUUUGAACCCUAGCUAAUAAUUCAUUAAGAAAAAU
This is a messenger RNA of Pseudo-nitzschia multistriata, 1035 nucleotides long. NCBI's taxonomy places the organism in Eukaryota, Bacillariophyta, Bacillariophyceae, Bacillariales, Bacillariaceae. The record is from the annotation of a GenBank genome assembly.